AUGGCUGAAUCUUCCUUUUCUGACUCUGGCUUGUUGCGGUACAUCAAGGAGCUCAGAGAGGAAGAGUUCUGGAAGUUUAAGGAGCUCCUUGUACAAGAGCCUCUGAAACUCAAUCUCAAACCCAUCCCAUGGCCCACGCUGAAGAAGGCCUUGAGAGAAGAUGUAGCAGCAUUGCUGGACAAGCAUUACCCAGGAAAGCAGGCGUGGGAAGUCAUGCUGAGUCUCUUCCUACAGGUCAAUCGGAGAGACCUCUGGACCACGGCUCAGAAUGAGAUCAGAAAUAAGCUCAACCCAUAUAAAAGUCAUAUGAAGGAAAAAUUCCGUCGCGUGUGGGAAAGGGAAACCUGCCUUGAAGUGCCCGAUGAGUUCUUCCAAGAAUCCAUAAAGGAGCAAUAUGAGCAGCUGAGUGGUGCCUACGGGGACCCCGAGGCCGAGGAGACCCCAGCCACAGUGGUUCUGUGUGGCACGGGAGGGGUCGGAAAAACGGCCUUUCUGAGAAAAGUGAUGUUGGAAUGGGCGGAGGGAAACUUAUGGAAGGAAAGGUUUGCCUUUGUCUUCUUCCUCAAUGUUCAUGAAAUGAACAAUAUCCUAGAGGCGAGCUUGGUGCAACUCAUCUCCAGGGACUGGCCCGAGUCUUCAGAGCCCAUCGAAGAGGUGUUAUCCCAGCCUCAGAGAAUCCUGUUCAUAAUGAAUGGCUUCGAGGAGCUGAAGUUUCACCUGGACCUUGACGACCCAUGCAGCGACUGGGGGCAGCAGCAGCCAGUGCCAGUUCUCCUGGGCAGUCUGCUGCACAGAAAGAUGCUUCCAGAGUCUUCCCUUCUCCUGGCCUUGGGGUCAUUGAGUAUGAAAAAAUAUUUUUACACGUUGCAGUAUCCGCAAUGCAUAAGCCUACCAGGACUCUCUGAAAGUGCAAGGGAACUGUAUUUCUGCCACUUCUUCCGGGAGGAACAUCAAGCGGCCACAGCCUUCAGUUUUGCGAAGAACCAAUCCAGUCUGUUUCGGAUAUGCAAGUACCCCCUCGGGUGCUGGAUGGUGUGUUCGUGUCUGAAGUGGCAGAUGGAGAGAGGAGAAGGCAUCAGCAUCAGCAUCAACAGCAGCACUGCGUUGUACGCAUCCUAUGUGACCAGUGUGCUCAAAUCAGGGCUGGAGAACAUAACGCUGAGGCAGAGCACAGCCAAGCUCAAAGCCUUGUGCACCUUGGCUGCUGAAGGCAUCUGGAUGGACACAUUUGUGUUUCAACUUGAGGAUCUCCAGAGGAAUGGGGUCUCGGAAACUGACAUCUCGAUGUGGGUGGGCAUGCAAUUUCUGCGAAGGAAUGAGGACCGGGUCACCUUCACCCACAUAUGCCUUCAGGGGUUCUUCGCUGCCCUGUGGUAUUUGGUGAGAGGGCCCCACAGCCAGUAUCACCCGGCCAUCGGAAGUGUGGCCCAGGUUGUGGAAGGGACGGUGACCCCCUCCCCAACCUACCUGAUGCAAACGGGGUUCUUCCUGUUUGGGUUAUCUGCAAAAAAAAUGACCUCCGAGUUGCAGAUGUUCUUUGAUGUCCCACUGUCCAGGGAUAUCCAGUGGGAAAUAGUCGAGGGUUUUCGGAGUUUGAGUCAGUGCUCGGACAGUCAGUCCUUGGUGAGAUCUAAGGAACUGUUCAGCAGUAUAUUUGAGAACAAGGAAGAAGAAUUUAUAACACAAGUGAUGAGUGUCUUCCAAAACCUUGAUAUUUAUAUCAGCCACAUAAAUGAUUUUGUAGUAUCUGCCUUCUGCCUCAAACAUACCCACAAUUUGCAGCAAGUUCACAUGACUAUAGAACAUGUGUUCGCAGAUGACCGUGAACACAUCUUCAGUACCACCCAGAAAAUCUUCUGCUGGAAGGACUUCUGCUCAGCGUUCAGCACCAGCAAGGACUUUCAGGUGCUGGACAUGGACGGCUGUGUUUUCGACGAUGCCUCCCAUGAGGUCCUCUGGAAAUCACUCAUUCAUUCCACUUGCAAACUUCAAAAGUUGACGUAUAAUUAUGCUUUUGACCUUGGAAAUGGUGUCGACUUCUUUAGGGUCAUUCUGCACAAUGCUCACCUGACAUAUCUGAGUCUGCAUGGCACCAACUUGUCCCGUGAACAAGUCAAGAAGCUGUGUGAGAUACUGGCACACCCCUUCUGCAACAUAGAACAGCUGAUGUUAGGGAAGUGCGACAUCACCGAGGAGAGCUGCACAGAUAUUGCCUCUGUCCUACAGCGCAACCAGAAGCUGAAGCUGCUCUCCUUGAUAGAGAACCCCUUGAUGCACGAGGGUGCCCUGAACCUGUGCAAUGCCCUGAGGCAACCAGCCUGCUCCCUGGAGAAGCUGCUAUUGAAGUUCUGUUGCCUCACCUCUGCCACCUGUGCCUACAUCUCUCAAGCCCUUUACUGCAGCAAAUCCCUGUCCGUUCUUGACCUGGGGUCCAAUGCCCUGAAAGACGAGGGAGUGGCAUAUUUCUGUAACUCACUGCGGUACCCAGGCUGGAGCUUACAGGAGUUGUGGUUGACAAAUUGUUACCUCACCCCUUUUUGCUGUAAGGACCUCUCUACUCUUAUUGUUAGCAAUGCUAAGCUGAAAACACUGAAACUGAGAGACAAUAAAAUAGAAGAUGCUGGUGUCAAAGAGUUAUGCACAGCUUUGAAACACCCUAACUGUAAACUGGAGAAUCUUGGGCUGGACUUGUGCGAGCUCACCAUGGCCUGUUGUGAGGACCUGGCUUCAGUGCUCACUUUCAGGAAAUCACUGAAGAGCCUGAACCUGGACGGAAAUAACCUGGGCCACGAGGGGGUGGUGAUACUCUGUGAAGCCUUGAACCAUCCAGAGUGUGCCUUGGAGCUUCUCGGGCUGGACAGAUUCAUGUUUGAGGAGGAAACUCAGGUUCUGCUGGAAGCCGUGGAGGAGAAAAACCCCCAACUGAGAAUUUUACCUCAACCUUGGGAGACCGAGGAGAACAGGAUGCGAGGUGUGCUCAUCUGACAGGGGACCCCCCUGCAGGAGGCUCCCCACAGGCCCUUCUUGGUCACAUCCAGUCCCGGAAACCAUCUGUCAUAACAGCAGGGGCUGUGAAUUCACAGCAGCUCCCCCACAGCAUUCUAGCAAACAAGAUAACCGGGGUGUGCGGGUCAUUGUGUACACACUGCCUGUGCCCGAGAUGUUCAUUCCCCCAUUGCCCCAGACUCCCAUCCUACCUUGUGAU
This is a messenger RNA of Artibeus jamaicensis (Jamaican fruit-eating bat), 3205 nucleotides long. RefSeq names its product NLR family pyrin domain containing 9 (gene NLRP9). Gene Ontology annotation, cellular component: cytoplasm. Bases 1 to 2985 code for a protein of 994 amino acids. Gene Ontology annotation, molecular function: protein binding. The transcript has 9 exons. Lineage: Eukaryota; Metazoa; Chordata; Mammalia; Chiroptera; Phyllostomidae. The record is from RefSeq and is a predicted model, not a curated record. Gene Ontology annotation, biological process: regulation of inflammatory response.